Anthonomus grandis grandis is the source of this 1491-nucleotide messenger RNA. It is a transcript of the gene eIF3e, whose product is annotated as eukaryotic translation initiation factor 3 subunit E. Gene Ontology annotation, biological process: translational initiation. NCBI's taxonomy places the organism in Eukaryota, Metazoa, Arthropoda, Insecta, Coleoptera, Curculionidae. The transcript has 4 exons. Gene Ontology annotation, cellular component: nucleus; eukaryotic translation initiation factor 3 complex; cytoplasm. The record is from RefSeq and is a predicted model, not a curated record. The coding region runs from base 105 to 1427 and encodes 440 amino acids. Gene Ontology annotation, molecular function: translation initiation factor activity.
UAGUAACAGCUCCCUCUCCAGCUUGUCAUUUUUGACAGGCGUGCCUAGUUUUCCUUAAAAUCCCAUAUAAAUUCAUCAAAAAAAGCCCGAAAAUAGGUUGAACAAUGGCUCAAUACGACCUUACAUCAAAAAUAGGCCAAUACCUCGAUCGGCACUUGGUAUUUCCGCUGCUAGAGUUCCUCUCCGCCAAGGAGAUCUACGAUGAAACCGAGGUGCUUAAGGCCAAACUGGAUAUCCUCAGUAAAACCAACAUGAUAGACUACGCGAUCGAUAUCAGGAAACAGUUGUAUCCCCACGAAGAGGGCCCCGAUGACCUGAAGCAGCGGAGGCAACAUGUUGUCGCCCAGUUGCAGGAGCUGCAGCAGGAAGUCGAGCCCAUUUUGCAGAUAAUGGGCAACGAGGACGUCAUGAAGAACAUGGAGAAUAUGAGGGAUUCGAAAGCUUUGAUUGCUUAUUUGGAGAAAGAGAUGAAGUUCGACAUGGACCUGAUCAACUCGCUCCACGCCCUAGCGAAGUACCGCUACGAGUGCGGCAACUACUCGGUCUCCACGUCGUAUCUCUACUUCUGCAUGCUCGUGUUACCCCCGAGCGACAAAAACUACUUGAGCGCCCUCUGGGGCAAGUUCGCCUCCGAAAUCUUAGUCCAGAACUGGGACUCGGCCCUCGAGGACCUGAACAAACUGCGCGAGCACAUCGACAACAGCCCGAACCAGUUCGGGGCGAACAGCCUGCAGCUGCUGCAGCAACGCACCUGGUUGAUCCACUGGUCCUUGUUUGUCUUCUUCAAUCACGCCAUGGGCAGGGAGUUGAUCAUCGAGAUGUUCCUGUAUAGGCCCCACUACUUGAACGCCAUCCAGACCAUGUGCCCCCACAUCCUAAGGUAUCUGGCUACCGCGGUGAUCAUUAACAGGGGGCGCAGGUCUGCCCUCAAAGACUUGGUCAAGGUGAUCCAGCAGGAGAGUUACACCUAUCGGGAUCCAAUCACCGAGUUUCUGGAGGAUUUGUAUGUGAAUUUUGACUUUGAUGGUGCCAGGCAGAAGUUGCAGGACUGCCAGACGGUGCUCUACAACGAUUUCUUCCUCAUUUCCUGUCUGGAGGAGUUCGUGGAGAACGCGAGGUUGAUGAUCUUCGAGACUUUCUGCCGGAUCCAUCAGUGCAUCAGCAUCGGGAUGCUCGCGGAGAAGUUGAACAUGAACCCGGACGAGGCGGAGUGCUGGAUCGUGAAUUUGAUCAGGAACGCACGACUGGACGCGAAAAUCGACUCCAAGUUGGGGCAUGUGGUGAUGGGGGCGCAGCCCCUCAGCCCUUAUCAACAGUUGAUCGAGAAAAUCGACUCUCUAUCGGUGAAAUCGGAGACGCUCUGCGGCCUAAUCGAUCGCAAAUUGAAAGCGAAGACCGACAUCCGCUGGGGUAAUCAAGAUUUUUGAUAUACAUACAAGUGUGCUACUUCCUUGUAAAAACUUAAGUUAAUAAAGGUUUUUUUUUAGAGAA